Procambarus clarkii (red swamp crayfish) is the source of this 5532-nucleotide messenger RNA. It is a transcript of the gene PIG-U, whose product is annotated as phosphatidylinositol glycan anchor biosynthesis class U. The record is from RefSeq and is a predicted model, not a curated record. NCBI's taxonomy places the organism in Eukaryota, Metazoa, Arthropoda, Malacostraca, Decapoda, Cambaridae. Gene Ontology annotation, cellular component: GPI-anchor transamidase complex; membrane. Gene Ontology annotation, biological process: attachment of GPI anchor to protein.
AAAUUUGCCAAGGGUGAGCCUGUCUUCACACUUGUCAUUCACCUACUGCCCAAUCCCAACAUUGCAUGACCUGAAGACCAUCAACCAUGUCACCUGGUCAAAAGUUAGGAAAUGUUGGGGGACAAACCCACAAAACUAUCACAACGUAACCACAAGAGGUGUGUGGUGAAGGACAAACACUAAGAUGAUUAGUGGCAUGUGGGUAAUGUACCUAUUGGGAGCAGCAGUGCGGUUAUGGCUGAUGAGCACCUCUAGUGCCGAGUACAUUGCUAAGCGUGUAGAACUCUCGACACCAUUAAACUCUUGGAAGAGGGUGCAGGAGGGAGUGUUCCUACAUUCCCAGGGUAUUCCUGUGUACAGUGGGGGUGUUUUCCAUGAAACACCAUUGUGUCUGUUCUUUGGUGGUUUCCUAGUCAGGUCAUGGCAAGCCUAUCUUUCACUAUUGUUUGUUGCAUGUGAUCUCCUUACUGCCGCUCUUUUGGCCUCCGUGGCUGCAUCAUAUAGCAAACAACUGCUUUUAAACCAGAAGAAGGAAGUUGAUAAGUACGCAUGUGAUGCAUCACCCUUGCUUGUGACGUCCUCAUCUCUCUGGUCUGGUGUAGUGUAUGUUGCAGCUGCAUAUCUCUUCUGCCCGUACACAAUAGCUUCAUGUGUUGCCCAAACUACGACUGUUUUUGCCAACCUUGUUCUUGCUGCAGCAUUUACCUCCAUGGUGAAAGGUUACCCUGCGCUGUUUGGGGGAUUGGUGGCUCUCUCUACAUAUCAGUCUUUCUACCCAAUUUGUCUGGUAGUACCAGGAAUCCUACGUUUCUCCCAAGGGAACAAUGCAACCUUCUUAGUGACGAAACUGUUGACCUCCUUCAUCGUUUCACUAGGGUUUUUGAUGAUAAUCUCUGCUGAAAUUACUGGUGGAUGGGAUUUCAUGGAAGCUACUUAUGGCUUUAUAUUGGCAGCUCCUGAUUUAACACCAAACAUUGGUCUUUUCUGGUACUUCUUCACCGAGAUGUUUGAACACUUUCGCCUCUUCUUUCUUGCAACGUUUCAAAUCAACGCUUUCGUGUAUGUGCUGCCACUUUCAAUUCGCCUACGCCAUGACCCUGUAUUGCUAGCAGCAGCCUUGUUAGCAUUUACAGCUGUAUUUAGAAGUUACCCAGCACUUGGGGACGUGGGCCUCUACAUGGCUCUACUGCCAAUGUGGAAACACUUAUAUCCAUUUAUGCGCCAAACAUUCAUCGUUGGGUGUAUGUUUGUGGCUACAUCUGUUCUGGGACCUAUUAUGUACAAUCUGUGGAUUUUCAAUGGAUCGGCUAAUGCCAAUUUUUACUUUGCCGUUACCCUUGCUUUCAACACCGCACAGAUAUUCCUUGUUACUGAUCUCCUGUUUGCACAUGUUAAGCGGGAAUACCACCUCAUCCAUGGGUCCAAGAUGGAAGUUGAUGGAGUACCUGCCAGAUUAACACUACAGUGAUAAACAAAUAAACUGAACAGAAUAUGGACUUUAGUAAUACAGUGUUGCCACGUAUGUAUGUAUAUGGAAUGGCUAAUUUAUUUUCACAUGAUUUUUAUUAUAGCAGACUAUGGUCUCUGGAAAAUAUGAACAAGUGGAAAACAUUGUAACUAGUGUAGCCAUGGAAUGCAGUGAUUUGACAAGUUAAUUGCUUUACUCUAGUUAUUAGGUAAAUAUUUAUACUUGUGAACUUUCUUGGCUAUUUACCUACCUAUGUACAGUAACAAUAUUUUGAAAACUAUACAUAUGAAACUCGGGUUACAUGCAAGAAAUAUACAUCCUAAAUUAUUUUAUAUACAUGAUGACCAAACCACAACUUGGAAGAUGGAGAAGCGGCAACGUUUCGGUCCAUCCUCGACCAUUAUCAAGUCAUGUGAUAGAAGAGAGGUGAGUAGACAGUAAGAAAGGGGGCAAAGCUUAAAUCAGAUCAUAUUUGUUAAGUAGGUUGGAGCAUUUAAGUAUAUACUGUGAAAGGGAAGAGUCGACAACAGACUUUACACUUCUUUUGUGUGCCUUAAGUCUGUCAUUUAGUGUACGGCAAGAUUUGCCUAAGUAUCGGAGAGGACAAGACGAACAGGAAAUAGAGUAGACACCAGCAGCAGUGUGAACCAGAUUUCUAUGAAGUGUUGGUUUUUUCAAAAGGCAAGCUUCACAUCAAGGGGAUGAAGGGUAUUAGUGAGAUUUUGGAGUUCAGAUAUGAAGGGAAGUCAGAGCACAGUGCUAAUUGUGUUGGAAGGAGGUUGAGAAUGAAAAAUUUCGUUUAGCUUGAGAAUAGGCACAGUUGAUAAAAUGUAAGGGGUAUCCAAGGUGAGAGAUAUAAAGGAAAUUUCAGAUUCGAGAAACUGAGUGUCACUGAUGCAUAGAAUGCAGAGUAAGAGAGAGAGAUGAGAACAUUUUUUUUAACAGGAUCAGGAUGGUAGGAAGAGAGGUGAAUGUACUGCAUGAGUUUGUGGUAGACAGAAAGAGAACCCAGACACACAGCUGUUAACGUGAACAUCAAGAAAAGUAAGGAGGGAAUUGGAUCCCAUUCAACUUUGAAAUUGAUAGGAGCCACAUUAUUAAGAGAGACAGGAAAGGCUGGAAAAGACUAUGGUCAUGGCACCAGAGAGCAAACGUGAUCUAUGACCCUAGUCUUUUCAAGCCAUUCCUCUCUUAAUAAUCUGGCUCAUAAAUUUCAAACUUGAAUGGGAUCCAAUUCCCUCCUUACUUUUCUUGAUGUUCACGUUAACAGCUCUGUGUCUGGGUUCUCUUUCUGUCAACCACAAACUCGUGCAGUGCUAUGUACAUUCACCUCUCUUCCUACCAUCCUGAUCCUGUUAAAAACAACUGUUCUCGUCUCUCUCUUACUCCGCGUUCCAUGCAUCAGUGACCCUCAGUUUCUCGAUUCUGAAAUUCCCUUUAUUUACGAAUCUCUCUCACCUUGGAUACCCCUUACAUUUUAUCAACUGUGCCUAUUCUCAAGCUAAACAUUUCUUUCAUCCUCAACCUCCUUCCAACACAAUUAGCACUGUGCUCUGACUUCCCUUUAUAUCUGAACUCCAAAAUCUCACUAAUAUCCUUCAUCCUCUUGAUGUGAAGCUUGCCUUUUGAAAAACUAACUCUCUUCGUAGAAAUCUGGUUCACACUGCUGCUGGUGUCUACUCUAUUUCCUGUUCGUCUUGUCCUCUCCGAUACUUUGGCAAAUGUUGCCGUACACUAAAUGACAGACUUAAGGCACACAAAACAAGUGUCAAGUCUACAGACACAAACAAUGCUCUCUUCUAUCAUGUUAGGGAUUCUAAUCAUCCUAUUCAUUAGGUUCAAAAUUUUCUAAAAUCAUCUUUCCUUCCUCUGAAGAGCAGAUGCCAUCGUGCCAAUUCAGCUCUGAUAAACAACCUAACAACAAAGUCUGGACUAAGGUUAAUGUUGGGUGACUUCCCUUUCUCGGUAUGUACUUAAAUACUACAACCUAUUUAACAUAUAUGAUCUGAUGUCAAGAAUAAGCAACAGGGGCAAAGCUUAACCCACUUUCUUCUCAUCUUACUCUCUUACCUUAUAUAUUUGCCUAUACCUUCCUCUCUUGUAUCACAUGACUUGAUAAUGGUCUAGGAGGGACUGAAAUCUCACUGCUUCUCCAUCUUCCAAGUUGUGCUUGGGUCAUCCUUUUUUCAGCCACGUUAUUGUAACUCUUCGGCUGCAUUUUAUAUACAUUCUUUUGUUAAAUAUAGGACAGUAAAUGACAACUUUUUAAAAUAAAUUUAAGACUUUUGUAAACAUAAUUAGUUUAAAUUAUCAAAAUAACUUUUAAGUUCGAUCUGCACAUAAAGAAUGUGCAGUAUAUAGUACUGUACUUCACAAACGUAUAGACCUCCGUGCUCAAAGGGGUGCACAUUUAUGGCAUAAAAAGAUAGAUAGUUGUGUGGACGAAAUAAGUGAGACAGAAGAUAAUGUCAGGGUGUUUCCUGGCUUCCCAGAGGCACAUACCUGGUACGCUCAUUUGGCCCUGGCCGUUCAUAGCGAGUGGUUAUGGUGCGCGUCCCACUUUUGACACCUCGCAGUUAAGUGGUAUUGGUGUAUUACAUUGUUAUGGCACACACCAAAGUACUAACAAGCCACCACUGUCAACUGCAACAACAGACAAGGUGCCAGAGUGGGAUGUGCAACAUAACUAACCACUCACUAUGAAUGCCCAAGGCAAAAUGAGCCUACUAGCUCUGUGCCGCUGGGGAGCCCCCUAAUGUCACAUAUCUGGCGCUAACUUCUGUCUCGCAUAUUUCACCCACACAACUAUUAUACUUUUUGUCAUAAGUAUGCACCCCCUUCGAGCACCACGGCUCCUACUUUUGUCGAAUAAUGUACUGUACAUUCGGCUUAAUUUUUUUGUUAAUUUGGGUACAAAUGUCUAAAGUCCAUACAUACUGUAUCAUAGGCAGAUAUAAGGAUUACAGUUUGAGUACUAACCUGCUUUAAGGUUGUGAUUUUUGUUAACUGUAAAAACAACUAAUUGAAACACUAAAAGGUAAAUUCCAUUCUGGAAAUGCUUAAAAUUUCUGUUAUUGUAAUGUAAUGGUCAGCCAAGACAUGUAGGUCUGUUUUCCUUCCUCGGGACUGUCUAGGGUGUAGGUUUCACUGCCAUUUCAAUUUAAUUUCUUGUGUGUCUCCCCUCCUUGGUAGUACCCAGUUGCCUGGGAAGACCAUGCCUUUGGAUUAUAACACUUCCUCAUUGGCUGAGUGCCAGGAUCUAUGCCUAGUUCAAAUUGAUCAAGAGGAGGCAGAGUUUUUCUAGAGCGGGGAAGCCCGAGAGGAGGAGCCUUUAAUUCCUUUAAGAAGGCAGACAACACUUUUCAGUGUGAACUGGGUUGUUAUACGGGGUGGGUUAUCAACCAGGAAAACCACGAACACCAGCUUACAAGCAGUAUAAAAGGUUUUUGUCUAUUUUGAGUUCUCUGUACAGUUUGUAUUCCAUUAUCUAUGCCUCUUAAAGGGUCCAUCUAUCCUUUAGAGGCAUGGAUAAUGGAUUACAAACUGUACAGAGAACUCAUAACAGACAAAUAACUUUUAUACUGCUUCUAAGCUGGUGUUCGUGGCUUUCCUGGUUGAUAACCCACCCCGUAUAACAACCCAGUUCCCACUGAAAAUUGUUGUCUGCCGUCUUGAAGGAGGUAAAGGCUUCACCUCUCGGGCUCCCCCGCUCUAGAAAAACUCCGCCACCUCUCGAUCAAUUUGAACUAGGCAUAGGCCCUGGCACUCAGCCAAUGAGGAACUUUUAAAAUCAAAAGGUAUGUUCUACUAACACCUAUGGAGGGGAGACGCACAGGAAACUAAUUUGGAAUGGCAGUAAAACCUACACCCUAGAGUCCCGAGGAAGGAAAAGAGAGGCAUGUAUGUCUUGGCUGACUGUUACAGUAAUCGUCUUGAAUUACCUUGUAGACUGCAAUAGAGUUUUUGAAUGUGGAAUAUCUCUAGGUCUUCUUGUAUGAAUAAUGUCAUCUUGUUGUACCACUUGUCAUAACAUUAUUGUAAAUAAAAAUAACUUUCAACCACCA